GCCGGAGGGCGGAGCGUGCCGGGCCGGACGCGCCGUCGGGGCCAAUCAGAAAGGCGAGAGAAGGAAUUGGCCGCUGCGCCUCUUCCCGAGGCAUGCUGGGAGCCUGGAGGACUAGCGAGGAGGAGUUGAGAGAACGGAGCGGACGCCAUGGCGGCCGACAUCGAGCAGAUUUUUAGGUCUUUCGUGGUCAGUAAAUUCCGGGAAAUCCAACAGGAGCUUUCCAGUGGAAGGAGUGAAGGCCAGCUAAAUGGUGAAACAAAUACACCUGUUGAAGGAAACCAGGCAGGUGAUGCAGCUGCCUCUGCCAGGAAUCUCCCAAAUGAAGAAAUAGUGCAGAAGAUAGAAGAAGUCCUUUCUGGGGUCCUAGAUACAGAACUACGAUGUAAGCCAGACUUGAAAGAGGCCUCCAGAAAAAGUAGAUGUGUGUCUGUGCAGACAGAUCCUACUGAUGAAGUUCCCACCAAAAAAUCAAAGAAGCAUAAAAAGCACAAAAAUAAAAAGAAGAAAAAGAAGAAAGAAAAGGAAAAAAAAUAUAAAAGACAGCCAGAAGAAUCUGAAUCAAAGCCGAAAUCUCAUAAUGAUGGGAACAUAGAUUUAGAAUCAGAUUCCUUUUUAAAGUUUGAUUCUGAAUCUUCAGCAAUGGCACUGGAACCUGUGAGAGCAUUUGGGCUAUCUGAGACCAGUGAAUCAUCUGCAGUUUUGUUAGAACCUCCUUUAGUAUCAAUGGAGGUGUCAGAGCCGCACAUCUUAGAAACUCUAAAGCCAGCUACAAAAACUGUAGAACUGUCAGUUGCAUCAACAUCAGUAAUCUCAGAGCAGUCCGAGCAGCCUGUGGCAGGAAUGCUGGAACCGUCCACAUCAAAGAUUCUGGAUUCCUUUGCAACAGCACCAGUGCCUGCUACAGCAGUAGUGCCGAAGUCAUCUGAGCCAGUUGUCACAAUGUCAGUGGAGUAUCAGAAGUCUGUGCUGAAAUCUUUGGAGAAUGCAUCUACAGAGUCAUCAAAGAUGCUGGUAGACCCUCUAGGAGCAAAAGCCCUAGAGCCACCACAAACCCCUGGCAUAGCAUCUGAAGCACCUGCUGAGGUGCACCCUGAGCCAAGCACAUCAACAGCAAUGGAUUUUUCAGAGUCAUCUGCAACUGAAGUGCUUAGCUUGCCAGAGCAGCCUGUAGACGUACCAUCGGAGAUGACAGAGUCAUCCGUGACAAGACCACAGGAGUUGAUGGAGCUGCCUAAGACCACGGCGUUGGAGUUGCCGGAGUCGUCGGUGGCCUCAGCGCUGGAGUUGCCGGGGCCACCUGCGAUCUCCAUGCCGGAGUUGCAGGGGCCCCCUGUGACUCCAGUGCUGGGGUUACCUGGGCCCUCUGCUACCCCGGUGCCAGAGUUACCAGGGCCCCUCUCUACCCCAGUGCCUGAGUUGCCAGGGCCCCCUGUGACACCAGUGCCCGAGUUGCCGGGGCCCCCUGUGACACCAGUGCCACAGCUGUCACAGGACUUGCCAGGGCUUCCAGCACCAUCUAUGGGGUUGGAGCCACCACAGGAGGUACCAGAGCCACCUGUGAUGGCACAGGAGUUGCCAGGGCUGCCUGCAGUGUCAUCCGCAGUAGAAUUGCCAGGGCAGCCUGCGGUAACAGUAGCAAUGGAGUUGACCGAACAACCUGUGACGACGACAGAGUUGGAGCAUCCUGUGGGGAUGACAACGGUGGAACAUCCUGGGCAUCCUGAGGUGACAGCAGCAACAGGGUUGCUGGGGCAGCCUGAGGCAACAAUGGUGCUGGAGUUGCCAGGACAACCAGAGGCAACUACAGCCCUGGAGUUGCCUGGGCAGCCUUCAGUGACUGGGGUGCCGGAGUUGCCAGGGCUGCCUUCGGCAACUAGGGCACUGGAGUUGUCAGGGCAGCCUGUGGCAACUGGGGCACUUGAGUUGCCUGGGCAGCUCAUGGCAACUGGGGCACUGGAGUUCUCGGGGCAGUCUGGGGCAGCUGGAGCACUGGAGCUUUUGGGGCAGCCUCUGGCAACAGGGGUGCUGGAGUUGCCAGGGCAGCCUGGGGCGCCAGAGUUGCCUGGGCAGCCUGUGGCAACUGUGGCGCUUGAGAUCUCUGUUCAGUCUGUGGUGACAACGUCGGAGCUGUCAACGAUGACCGUGUCGCAGUCCCUGGAGGUGCCCUCGACGACAGCGCUGGAAUCCUAUAAUACGGUAGCACAGGAGCUGCCUACUACAUUAGUGGGGGAGACUUCUGUAACAGUAGGAGUGGAUCCCUUGUUGGCCCAAGAUUCCCAUAUGUUAGCUUCUAACACCAUGGAGGCCCAUAUGUUAGCAUCCAACACCAUGGAAUCCCAAAUGCUAGCGUCCAAUACCAUGGACUCCCAGAUGCUAGCAUCCAACACCAUGGACUCCCAGAUGCUAGCCUCUAGCACCAUGGACUCCCAGAUGUUAGCCUCUAGCACUAUGGACUCCCAGAUGUUAGCCACUAGCUCCAUGGACUCCCAGAUGCUAGCUACUAGCACUAUGGACUCCCAGAUGUUAGCAACCAGCUCCAUGGACUCCCAGAUGUUAGCAACCAGCUCCAUGGACUCCCAGAUGUUAGCAACCAGCUCCAUGGACUCCCAGAUGUUAGCAACCAGCUCCAUGGACUCCCAGAUGUUAGCAACCAGCUCCAUGGACUCCCAGAUGUUAGCAACCAGCUCUAUGGAUUCCCAGAUGUUAGCAACCAGCUCUAUGGAUUCCCAGAUGUUAGCAUCUGGCACUAUGGAUUCCCAGAUGUUAGCUUCCGGCACCAUGGACGCUCAGAUGUUAGCAUCUGGUACCAUGGAUGCCCAGAUGUUAGCAUCUAGUACCCAAGAUUCUGCUAUGUUGGGUUCAAAAUCUCCUGAUCCCUAUAGGUUAGCACAGGAUCCUUACAGAUUAGCUCAAGAUCCCUAUAGGUUGGGUCAUGACCCUUACAGGUUAGGUCAUGAUGCUUACAGGUUAGGACAAGAUCCCUAUAGAUUAGGGCAUGAUCCAUAUAGACUAACUCCUGAUCCCUAUAGGAUGUCACCUAGACCCUAUAGAAUAGCUCCCAGGUCUUACAGAAUAGCACCUAGACCAUACAGGUUAGCACCUAGACCCUUGAUGUUGGCAUCUAGACGGUCUAUGAUGAUGUCCUAUGCUGCAGAACGUUCCAUGAUGUCAUCUUACGAACGCUCUAUGAUGUCUUACGAGCGCUCCAUGAUGUCACCUAUGGCUGAGCGAUCUAUGAUGUCAGCCUAUGAGCGCUCUAUGAUGUCAGCUUAUGAGCGCUCUAUGAUGUCUCCUAUGGCUGAACGCUCUAUGAUGUCAGCUUAUGAACGCUCUAUGAUGUCCGCUUAUGAGCGUUCCAUGAUGUCCCCGAUGGCUGAUCGAUCUAUGAUGUCCAUGGGUGCGGACCGGUCCAUGAUGUCGUCGUACUCUGCUGCUGACCGAUCUAUGAUGUCAUCGUACUCUGCAGCUGACCGAUCUAUGAUGUCAUCUUACACUGACCGUUCAAUGAUGUCUAUGGCAGCUGAUUCUUACACUGAUACUUAUACUGAUACAUAUACAGAGGCAUAUAUGGUGCCACCUUUGCCUCCUGAAGAGCCUCCAACAAUGCCACCAUUGCCACCUGAGGAGCCACCAAUGACACCACCAUUGCCUCCUGAGGAACCACCAGAGGGUCCAGCAUUACCUGCUGAGGACUCAGCAUUAGCAGCUGAAAAUACAUGGCCUACAGAGGUGCCAGCAUUACCUACUGAAGGGUCUGUGUCACAGCCUGAGCCUCCUGUGAGUCAGAGUGAGAUCUCAGAGCCUUCAGCGGUCCCUGCUCAUUAUUCAGUGUCAGCAUCAGAGUCCUCAGUGUUAACAUCAGAGGCUGUCAUGACUGUUUCAGAACCACCACUGGAGCCAGAGUCUUCAGUUACAUCCACACCUAGAGAGUCUGCUGGAGUAGAACAGGAAGUUCCAGAGAGACCAGUGACUGAAACUCCCAUGAUGUCAGUGGAACCAGCUGUGUUAACAGCAGAGCCUCCUGUUGUAUCCGAGACAGCAGAAACAUUAGAUUCCAUGAGAACCUCAGCACAUGCCUCAGAAUUAUCUGUGCCCUUGUUGGAGCCAGCAGUAACUAUACCAGAACCAGCAGAGAACAUUCUGGAGUUACCAGCCGUGGCUGUCUCAGAGGCUGCAGCGGUGGCUGUCCAGGAGCCUCCUGCCAUGGUUGUGGCUGUCCCAGAGUCUCCUACCACGGUUGUGGCUGUCCCAGAAUCUCCAGCUGUGGCUGUCUUGGAGCCGCCUCCUGUGGCUGAAUCAGAACCGCAGGUUGUAGCUGUCGACCCUCCAGCUGUGAUUGAGCCAGAGCAUGUCACCAUUCCAGUGUCAGUUUCUGCCCUGGAGCCUACUGUGCCUAUUGUGGACCCGGCAGUGUCAGUCCUUCAACCUGCUAUGAUUAUUUCAGAACCAUCUCUUUCUGUCCAAGAAUCCACUGUGACAAUUUCAGAAUCUGCUGUCACUAUUUCAGAGCAGACGGAAAUAAUAUCGACCGAGAUGGUUUUAGAGUCUACACCAGUAAUAUUGCAGUCUAGUGUUAUGUCUUCAUCACUUGUUGUGAAAGGGAUGAAUUUACUUUCUGGUGAUCAAAGUUUUGCUCCGGAGAUUGGCAUGCAGAAGAUCCCAUUGCAUUCAAGUGAAGAGCCGCGUGCUGAAGGACACCUGAAAAGUGACUCUUACGAAAGUGAAUGUAGUAUAAAUACAGACCUUAAUACAAAUAAUCACUUAAUUGCUAAAGAGAUGGAACAUAGUACAGUGUCUGCUGCUGACACUGGUCCUGUUGGUGAAAUUGGUGAAGAGAAAAUUUUGCCCAUCAAGGAGACUGAACAAUGUACAGUAUUGGAUACUAGCUCUGGUGUUAAUGAAACUGAUGCAAGAGGAACUCUGUCUUCUACUGGUCCUUUGGCUGUGGAACCUGACGCAGUGGAAACUAGUAAGGGUACUGAAUAUAUGACACCAUCUGCUCUCGGUUCAGUUAAUAAGUAUGAUGUUGAUGUAUCUUUAACUACUCAAGAUACUGAGCAUGACAUGGUCAUUUCCACGAGCCCCAGUGGUGGUAGUGAAGCUGACAUAGAGGGACCUUUGCCUGCUAAAGACAUUCAUCUUGAUUUAGCAUCUGGUAAUCUUAGUAAAGAUACAGAAGAACUGUUACCUGUAAAAGAGAGCGACCAGACAUUAGCAGUUGUUGUCAGCCCUAAAGAAAGUAGUGGGGAAGAUAAAGAGGUACCUCUCCCUACUAAAGAGAUACCUGAUUCAGGAUUUCCUACAAAUAUUGAGGAUAUUAAUGAAGCAGAUUUGGUGAGACCAUUACUUCCCAAGGACAUGGAACGUCUUACAAGCCUUAGAGCUGGCAUUGAAGGACCUUUACUUGCAAGUGAGGCUGAACGUGACAAAUCUGCUGCCAGUCCAGUUGUAAUUAGUAUACCAGAAAGAGCUUCGGAGUCAUCUUCAGAAGAAAAAGAUGAUUAUGAGAUUUUUGUUAAAGUUAAGGACACACAUGAGAAAAGCAAGAAAAAGAACCGUGACAAAGGUGAAAAAGAGAAAAAAAGAGAUUCUUCAUUAAGAUCUCGGAGUAAACGUUCCAAAUCAUCUGAACAUAAAUCACGCAAGCGUACUAGUGAAUCUCGUUCUAGGGCAAGGAAGAGGUCUUCUAAGUCCAAGUCUCAUCGAUCUCAAACACGUUCACGGUCACGGUCAAGACGCAGGAGGAGGAGCAGCAGGUCUAGAUCAAAGUCUAGAGGAAGGCGAUCUGUAUCAAAAGAAAAGCGCAAAAGGUCUCCAAAGCACAGAUCUAAAUCCAGGGAAAGGAAAAGAAAAAGAUCAAGCUCAAGGGACAACCGGAAAGCAGUCCGAGCUCGAAGUCGCACUCCAAGUCGCAGGAGUCGCAGUCACACUCCGAGCCGUAGGAGGAGGUCUAGAUCCGUGGGUAGAAGAAGGAGUUUCAGUGUUUCCCCCAGUAGACGGAGCCGCACCCCCAGCCGACGGAGCCGCACCCCCAGCCGAAGGAGCCGCACCCCCAGCCGACGGAGUCGCACCCCCAGCCGACGGAGCCGCACCCCCAGCCGACGGAGCCGUACCCCCAGCCGACGGAGCCGCACUCCUAGCCGUCGAAGAAGAUCUAGGUCUGUGGUGAGAAGACGAAGCUUCAGUAUAUCACCAGUCAGAUUAAGGCGAUCAAGAACGCCUCUGAGAAGAAGGUUUAGUAGAUCUCCUAUCCGUCGUAAAAGGUCCAGGUCUUCUGAAAGGGGCAGAUCACCCAAACGUCUAACAGAUUUGGAUAAGGCUCAAUUACUUGAAAUAGCCAAAGCUAAUGCAGCUGCCAUGUGUGCUAAGGCUGGUGUUCCUUUACCGCCAAACCUAAAGCCUGCACCUCCACCUACAAUAGAAGAGAAAGUUGCUAAAAAGUCAGGAGGAGCUACUAUAGAAGAACUAACUGAGAAAUGCAAACAGAUUGCACAGAGUAAAGAAGAUGAUGAUGUAAUAGUGAACAAACCUCAUGUUUCGGAUGAAGAGGAAGAAGAACCUCCUUUUUAUCAUCAUCCCUUUAAGCUCAGUGAACCCAAACCCAUUUUUUUCAAUCUGAAUAUUGCUGCAGCAAAACCAACUCCACCAAAAAGCCAAGUAACAUUAACUAAAGAAUUUCCCGUUUCAUCUGGAUCUCAACAUCGAAAGAAAGAAGCAGACAGUGUUUAUGGAGAGUGGGUUCCUGUAGAGAAGAAUGGUGAAGAAAACAAAGAUGAUGAUAAUGUUUUCAGCAGCAAUUUGCCCUCAGAGCCUGUGGACAUCUCUACAGCAAUGAGUGAACGGGCACUUGCUCAGAAAAGACUCAGUGAGAAUGCAUUUGACCUUGAAGCCAUGAGCAUGUUAAACCGAGCUCAGGAAAGGAUUGAUGCCUGGGCUCAGCUGAACUCUAUUCCUGGCCAGUUCACAGGAAGUACAGGAGUACAGGUUCUGACACAAGAACAGUUGGCUAAUACUGGUGCCCAAGCCUGGAUUAAAAAGGAUCAGUUCUUAAGAGCAGCCCCAGUAACUGGAGGAAUGGGAGCCGUUCUGAUGAGAAAAAUGGGCUGGAGAGAAGGAGAAGGAUUAGGAAAAAACAAAGAAGGAAAUAAGGAGCCUAUCCUAGUUGAUUUUAAGACAGAUCGUAAAGGUCUUGUUGCAGUAGGAGAAAGAGCACAAAAGAGGUCUGGGAACUUCUCGGCUGCAAUGAAAGAUCUGUCAGGCAAACAUCCUGUGUCUGCCUUGAUGGAAAUCUGUAACAAGAGAAGGUGGCAACCACCUGAAUUUCUUUUGGUCCAUGAUAGUGGCCCUGAUCAUCGCAAACAUUUUCUCUUUAGGGUAUUGAUAAAUGGAAGCGCUUACCAGCCCAGCUUUGCCAGCCCUAAUAAGAAGCAUGCUAAAGCCACAGCUGCUACUGUGGUUCUUCAAGCAAUGGGCCUUGUACCAAAGGACCUCAUGGCUAAUGCCACUUGCUUCAGGAGUGCCUCACGUAGAUAGAUUGAGGUUUUAUAUUAAUCAUUUCAGAUAAUUUUACUCUGCAUCACAAUGUAUUUCCUCUUUAAUGUUGUAAAUAUUUGGCAAUUUAAGACAUUGUGUAAAAAGCAAUCUGUACAAACAUCUCCAGGCUUUGAUUUUUGUACCAUGGAAAUUGUAUUUAACCAUACAGGGUUUUGGUAUGUUUAUAUUGUUUACCUUAGUGAUGUAUUUGUUUAAGUGGCUAACAUCCAAACAGUUGUUUGAAGGCAUCAGUAAUCUUCAGUGUGGAAUGUUAAAUAACGCUUUUAUACUGUAUUUUGUACUAUGAUGUAACUCCCCUUCCUAUGGCUAGGCUGCUGUAACACUUGCCUGUAAUCAGUGAAGGGCUGUGCACCUUGUACUAUUUCACAAUGGGUUCUGCUGGACAGAUACUGGGCCAGUGUUAUUGAGGUAAUCAAGCAAGAUCUGUUCCACAGGGCUAAUGCCACCAUCUCCCCUUAAAAUUUUGUAGAGGUUAUAAAAAGAAAAGUGGUAUGUUGUGUGAUGACCAGCACUAAGUCCUGCAUUCCCGUUAAAGCCACUUGGGUCAUAAGAGUGGAGGAAGUCUGACUAGAAUUCUGCAGAGGCCAAGUAUGUUUAGUAUGGCAUUGAGUUGUGAUAUAGUUUUACUUUGAUGUGCAUUUUGAAUUUCAGCUACACCUAGAUAGAUGUAAAAUGAUAAUUACAAUGCUGUAACCAACUUAUCUAAUAAAAUUGGCAACCAGCCACUAUUUUGUUGACUAUGAGAAAGUUUAUGUUAAUUUUUAGGGUCUGAUAGAGUAUUUCAUGUGUAUUACAGUGGUAUUCAUAUGCUAUGUCUCUAAACUUUAUUUUCAAAAGCUUAAGGCCCAAAUACAAACUUCUCUGGAACAAACGUGGUGGUUUAUUUUCUGGAUUAUAAAGUAAACACAUACUUCUUCACUAAA
Oryctolagus cuniculus (rabbit) is the source of this 8477-nucleotide messenger RNA. RefSeq names its product SON DNA and RNA binding protein (gene SON). Gene Ontology annotation, biological process: regulation of cell cycle; regulation of mRNA splicing, via spliceosome. NCBI's taxonomy places the organism in Eukaryota, Metazoa, Chordata, Mammalia, Lagomorpha, Leporidae. Gene Ontology annotation, molecular function: protein binding; RNA binding. The record is from RefSeq and is a predicted model, not a curated record.